UUUUGUGGGUUGGUAUUGUUAGUUUUUUUUAUUUAAACACUCCCCCCCCACACACACACACACACACACACACUGUAGAUUUAUCUAAGGAUGAGUGGGAGGUUUUGUUAUUUGGAAGAGGCAGACAGCGGAGAGAAACAGUCCCACAAGUCGGAUCAGGAGGAAUGGUUCAACCCCGAUACACCAGGGAACAGAACAGCAGCCACUUGCAAUGUCUGCGUCAGUCACAUUAACUACACCAUCAGUGAAAGGUUUGGCCCUUGGUGGGAUGUCCAUUCAUACCAUAAAAGAUGGACACGGCAUAUUCUGAAGGACGUCUCGUUUUAUGUGGAGAGCGGACAACUUAUGGGAAUUUUGGGGAACUCUGGUUCUGGAAAAACCACUUUGCUGGAUGCCAUUGCUGGAAGGCUAAGACGGUCGGAGAAUUUACUCGGGGAAGUGUACGUGAACGGAUGCAAACUGAAAAGGGAAGAGUUUCACGAUUGCUUCUCAUACGUCUUGCAGAGUGACAAUUUACUCAGCUAUCUCACAGUACGGGAAACUCUGAUGUUUACAGCCCUCCUAACACUACGUGGCUACUCUGCUGAUGCUAUCAAACAAAAGGUGGAGUCUGCCUUGCUGGAGCUCAGUCUGAGCCACGUGAGCAAUCACAUCAUCGGAGGUCACGUCUUUCGGGGAAUCUCUGGCGGUGAACGACGUCGGGUCUCCAUUGCGGCUCAGCUUCUACAAGAUCCCAGGGUCAUUUUGCUCGAUGAACCGACAACAGGUCUGGACAGCAUGACUUCCAACCAGAUUAUCAGUUUAUUGUCUGAACUGGCCCGUAACGACCGGGUAGUCAUUUUAACAAUACAUCAGCCCAGGUCGGAACUUUUCAAGUUGUUUGACAAAAUUGGCAUCAUGAGCUGUGGGGAGUUGGUGUUUUGCGGUGGCCCUAAAGAGAUGGUAGAAUUUUUCGGUGGCUGUGGAUACCAGUGCCCUGAAUACUGCAACCCAUUUGAUUUAUAUGUGGAUCUGACCUCCGUCGACACAAGAAGCAAAGAGCGAGAGCUUCAAACUUACAGCCGAGUCCAGGAAAUCUCACUGGUGUAUCGGAAUUCAAACAUACAUAACGACAUGCUGAAGAGCAUUGCCAGGACAAGGCAGUCAAAACAUUCAUCUUCUAUACCUUUCAAAAGCACGGAUUCCCCAAGCACUGCCUUCAAGUUCUGGAUACUCUUCAGGAGAAUCACGAGGAACUUAUCGAGGGACAAAAUCGGGAUCGUUAUGCGGCUUAGUCAAAACCUGCUGUUCGGCUUGUUCAUCGUGUUCUUUGUGAUGAGACUGGGCAGUGAUGCAUCAAAGGGUGCAUUGCAAGACCGGAUAGGAAUCAUCUACCAGAGUGUAGGUGCCCCACCUUAUACAGGCAUGCUGAAUGCUGUCGCUCUAUAUCCUUCAUUGCGAGCUAUUGCCGACCAGGAAAGUACAGAUGGCCUGUAUCAGAAAUGGUUAAUGUUGGUGGCUUACAUAGCUCACAUCCUCCCAUUCAGCAUCUUCAGCGUGGCUAUUUACAGCUUCUUUGUCUACUGGACUGUGGGAAUGUUUCCUUUAUGGGAAAGGUUUGCGUGUUUUUUUGGAGUGCUCAUUGUGCCACAUCUGGUGGGGGAACUCCUUACACUCGUGUUUCUUGGCAUCGUUCACAACCCAAAUGUUGUCAACAGCGCUGUGGCUUUGAUUAACGUGGCAGGACUUCUGGUUGGAUCAGGCUUCCUGAGGAGUACUGAAGAUAUGCCUGAACCAUUUCUGUGGAUGAGUUACCUCACGUUCCAGAAAUACGGGGUGGAGAUUCUGAUGGUCAACGAGUUUUAUGGUUUAAACUUUACAUGUGGAAAUGAUGGACAAUCUACAAACAACACUGCAUACCCCUCUUGCUUUAUCACACAAGGAAUUCAGUAUCUUGACACGACUUAUCCCAAGGCAACUUCUAGAUUUGCGUUUGAUUUCCUGAUACUCUAUGCCUUUGUGCCCGUUCUUGUAAUCUUUGGCAUCAUAUCUUUUAAGAUCCGAGAUUUAAUAAUCCAACGGUAGCAGGAGCGAAAAUUUUGUCACCUGAAAUAUUUGCACUCCCCCCUGUUCUAAACGCCGCAAAAAUAAAGGGUAAAAUAGAAACCAUUUAAAUCAUUCAUCUCACUUUAUUUUUUAUGAUGGAAAUCAAAAUGUUCUAAGACUUGCUGUUCUCAGUCCCACUUUAUGAUUCCUUUACUCCCACCCACACCUUGUGCAAUCUUGCCAACACCAGGCUUACCGAAUGUGGUUCGAAACUAGAGAUUGUCUGAUGAACUGUCCAGGGAACAAAUGUGCUACCAUAAUAAUAAUAAUAAUAAUAAUAAUGCUUGCAUUUGAUAUA
Callorhinchus milii (elephant shark) is the source of this 2383-nucleotide messenger RNA. RefSeq names its product ATP-binding cassette, sub-family G (WHITE), member 5 (gene abcg5). Gene Ontology annotation, molecular function: ABC-type transporter activity; ATP hydrolysis activity; ATP binding. The record is from RefSeq and is a predicted model, not a curated record. Gene Ontology annotation, cellular component: plasma membrane. Gene Ontology annotation, biological process: cholesterol homeostasis. NCBI's taxonomy places the organism in Eukaryota, Metazoa, Chordata, Chondrichthyes, Chimaeriformes, Callorhinchidae. The transcript has 13 exons. Bases 91 to 2064 code for a protein of 657 amino acids.